Molecule: messenger RNA, 4837 nt
Organism: Saccostrea cuccullata (small rock oyster)
Lineage: Eukaryota; Metazoa; Mollusca; Bivalvia; Ostreida; Ostreidae
Product: gamma-tubulin complex component 6-like
Exons: 30
Biological process (GO): spindle assembly; mitotic cell cycle; meiotic cell cycle
Cellular component (GO): centrosome; gamma-tubulin complex; spindle pole
Molecular function (GO): microtubule minus-end binding; gamma-tubulin binding
Source: RefSeq, a predicted model, not a curated record
AGUGAUCAACUGAAGAAUGUAGCAAUAAACCAACUUGAAAUCAGCGUCAGAGAGAACUGAGGAUUAUGGCUUGGAGCAGCAGUGCAGAGAGCUGUGGGGAUAGCAUCACGGAGUUGUUUAAGCAUCUCUGUAAGCUUCACUGUGUAUCAGAUAGAAAAGUGUCCCUACAUCGACCAAAGACAUCAACACUCCCCACCCAGAGAAAAGCCCUCAGAACUCUGUAUGAUGUCCUCUUUGAAUAUCAUCUGGGAGAUCUCAAAUAUUGUGACAGACUUUCAACCUUCCAUUCCAUGACUCCAGACUUGUGGAUGUUUGAGUACAUAUAUGAUCUUAGAAGGGGAAGACAAUUUGACAAAGCAGACAAACUAGAAAAACUGUUUACACAUCUACAGAAUGAUGACAGUGUAGACUUGUCCGAGAUGGACUCAGUUUUGACCAUUCUUCUUCUAUUGGCUGAUACCAGUCCAGCAACAGGGUCCCACACCAUAGGACACGAAGAUCAACACCUUCCAGUCGUUGUCUACAGCAAAAAGGAUGAUGGUCAUCUCCUUCCUGAAGGUCCUGUACUCUAUCGGGACUCUGCUGUAUACAAACCCGACAGUGCUCACUACAUGCAUUAUCCUAGGAGUUUGUUUGAAGGAGAACCAUUAACAGAUCUAGGAUAUCUUUCAAUGGAGAGCUCGUUGUCAGAUGACCUUGACCUUUCGUCAAAAGGUUCCCUGUUUGGAGGUCUAGUCCAGCCUAAACAGAUAGCCCUAAAUGACAGACUAGAGUUACCUGACUUUCCAGAAAGUGGGAUAUUUGAGAUUCACAUUCCUCAGAAGAGGGAGAGGCAGGCUCCCCCUGUAACCCUGGAUACCUCGGUGAUGUCCAGUGGCUUUAUAUCUGACGUCCAGCUCAGGCCGAGCACGACCCACUGGGACGACUGCCUGAACAUGACCCAGAGUCAGUUCUUCACAUGGGACAAGCGAGGGCGUCGAGGCCCCACUGAGAGACCUUACAUGACGGAACUGGGACAGCGAGGGGUUCAGGAGUGGAGUAAAAUCAAGAGGAGGGAACUCUGUCUGUUCUCCCCGGACCUCCAGCCUCCCCCGGUCAGGAAGUUCAGCCCCAGACAGGUCACCCAGGACCUCCUUCACCUAAUGAUCGGCAUCCCCUCCCACCUGUUUAUCAUCAACAAGGAGUUGCAGACUUUUUACCUGGGGGAAGGCUGUGAAUUACAUGGCCUGACACCAGAAGCCUUUCAGAGUUUUGUUGGUGAUUUCAUUGAUUGUGGAACACGAUACUGCCGUCUGCGAGCUUUUUGUGCUUCCAGCACGAUUUACAAUGGAGGAUUGAUUUUCCAGGCAUUUCUUGUUGCUCUGAAUCGUGUUCUCCAUCACUAUGCAGCAGUUGUCCUGUCCAUUCAGAGUCUAAACAUCCUGCAACUCAAGUUCCUCUGUCACAAGCUUUUUGCUCAGAUGAAAUAUUUAUCCACAAUGUGUCAUUGUGAACAACCUGUGAGAAUGCAACAACUGGAGGCAUUUCCAAAGGGAGUGGAGCUUUUGAGUUAUCUGUACCAGGAAACAGCAGACUCAAUAAACACUGACAACUAUCCCAUGAUGCUCUCCAUACUACAGACUUCCUGUGGACCGUAUAACCUGUUUGUGAAGGAGUGGGUUUAUCACGGCGUUCUCAGUGACACUUACGGAGAGUUCAUGAUCACUGUUAAUGAUGACUACCUCAGAUUUAGGGACAAGCAUUACUGGAGCCACAGCUACACAAUGAUGGAUCAUGAUGUCGAGUUCGUCCCGGGAUUCCUCCAUAACUUAGCCAGUGAUAUUUUUAUUUGUGGGAAAUCCCUCAACCUCCUAAAGACAUGUUCUCCACAUCAUUUUCUGUGUGAAGUGAAGGAGCUCGACAUCCCCAGAAUCUCAUUAACAUUCUCCGACAGUGAACUCCGUAAUACAAUGAUACAGUGCCAGAUGUACAUCAGCAAGAUGAAGCAGAUUGCCAGACAGCAAACCAUGUCAAGACAAGCGGCGGAGGACCAGGUCCGAGAGAGGAAGAGAGAUCUGAUGAGACGAGCCAAGGCGGCGGCUACAAAGGAAGUGGAGAGGAUACAGGAGGCCAUCUUAAAGAAGAGAACUCUAGCUAAUGCCAAGAAGAGAGAACAGUUUGCCAUACUAAAGAAGCAGAUGGAAGAAGAUCUCCAGAGGCGAUCCGAUUCUGUUUUAAUGGAGAAGAAGGCAGACAAAGAGAGAAUGGAGCUGUUACUGAUACAAGAAAGAGAAAUGACAGAAAAAGAAAAAGAGUUAGAGGCUGAGGCAAGGGCUGAGAUCAUAGAUUACUAUGCCAAGCUGACCAAGGAAGCAACAGAACGAGAGGAGAAGGCAAUGUGGAAGAUAAGACGCUCAGUCCUCAAUGAGGCCAGACGUAACUUCCUGUCCGAGGACGAACAAGCAUGGAGGGAGGAAAUGGAGGCCAAUCCAGAGGGCAGGAAGAUUGACAGAGCCUUGUGGGAGAACAAGAGGUCGGACGAGGCAGAUCUUGAUUUACCAGCGUGGGCGCGGAGAGUGAUAGCCAAACCAGCGCCAUUAAUACCAGCCAUAGAGGAACCAGAGGAGGUUCAACUCCCUGCCUGGGCUGCUAGAAGACUCUCAAGUCUGGAGAAGGAAAGUGGUCAUCUAUCAGAACACCAGCCUGAAGUGUCGCGAGGGAGGAGGGUAAACAUGGAGAGUGAAGAAUCCACAAACAAGCCUACCAUCCAUGUCUUCCCCGAGCAUCAUCCAUCUAAAGAAACUACUGACCUUACAUCAGCCAAACCACACAUUCACAUUGUGUCUGACAGACAUUCCUCUAAAGAGUCGGAACCUAUAAAGAGUACCAAGAUCGGAGUUAAGCUCUCCAGUCAUAUGAGUGCAACAACUGAGACUGAAUCUAAGGAAUACAAACCCCAUCUAAAGUCACAUGGUGAUAGGAACGCCACAAAGGAGUCCACAAAAACUAAAGAGGUCAGUUUCCCAAAGCUUAAAGGUCAGGUUGGGACAGGUGUAUCAGCUGAAACUCAAGGGAAAGAGUGGAAAGUGAAGCCAGCUAGUCUGUAUGGACACGUCAGCCAGCUGUCUAAACAGGAAGUCCAGAUCAACGUCCCACGGCUCAAACGCCCAGAGGAAAUCUACGCAUCUCUGGAAUCUGACUACAAGGACUUUGGAAUCAAACCCAGAAUUAAAAUGAGCAAAAAAAUGUCUGCCACAAAGGAAUCGGAGGCCAGUGAUGCUCCAAGGUCAGGAAUCAAGUUCUCUAGUGUGAUGUCAUCCACGAAGGAGUCUGAGUGGGUAGAUACAGACAAGGCCAGACUGGAGAAAUUCAAACGACAGAACGUCUAUGGUCACUCCUCAGACUCUACUGUCCAGGCCCUGCUGUAUGGAUUGAAGAGAGAUAAAGGUAGGCAAACUUAACAUUUCUUAAAUUUAUUUGAAAUGUCUUCAUCUUAAUAAUCCUUUAACUCUAGUAAAUAUUCACCCUGUAAUAACUUUGAAAUAUGCUGCCAGCCCCCUGUUGUUGAUUUGCUAAUGAUGUCAUCAGGUAUGGUUUACGGAGGUCAUGGGGAUUAUGGGAUAUCUCAGAUGACAGAUGUGGAUGUGUAUGAUUAUCUGCCCCUGACAGAGAUCAUGGAGAGAUGCCUUACCAAGAUAACUUAUGUAACAUUUCCCUUGAUUUCAUUGGUGAAUGAGAGUCUGUUGGAUUACUUCUUUGUGGAGCUACGUCUUAUGGACCACUUUAAAGCUCUGAGGCGCUACCUCCUUAUGGAAAAUGGAGACUUCGCUCAGAUGCUGAGUGAUAUGUUGUUUGAAAAGAUUUCUUCCCCUGUAAGUGCACGAGAGAUGUUGACACCCCUGUUUCUAAAUGGUGCCUUAUCCAAGGCACUCAAGUCCACCACACAAACAGAUGAUAAACUGGCUGAAAAUCUCAGCUUUGCCUUCAAGUAUCCUCCAGGACAUAUCCCAGCUAAAGGGAGGUCUGUUUUAGACUGUAUGGAACUUCGUUAUAUAGUAUCCUGGCCAGUAAACAUUGUAAUCACAGAGGAGUCUGUCAACAAAUACAACCAGAUCUUCUCCUUCAUGGUGCUACAGAAACAAACGGUGUGGGUGCUCAAAGAUGUCUGGCAUAGACUCAAACGAGCAGCUCUUUUUCACAAAGCUGGCAAUGCCUCUCAGUUCCGACGUCUACAGCUUUACAGACAAGAAAUGCAGCAUUUUGUGAGAGUAAUGCAGGGAUACAUUUCACAUCAAGUUAUUUUUGUCACCUGGAACGAAUUUAAAGCUUCCCUGAAGUCGGACGUACAAAACCUGGAUGACCUGAUCCGAGUUCAUGACGACUACCUUGACCGUGCCAUAUUCAGGUGUUUGUUGAACACAAAAGCAGCCAAAAUAAUGAAGAUAAUGCGUGACAUGUUUAGCCUAAUCCUUCAGUUCCGUACUCUGUUAGUGGCUGCAGACUGGAGGAGGGAUAAAACCACGGGGGAGGUAUCUCAUGCCAACUUCAACCUCAUGCUCAAGUGUUUCCAAAAUUUCAGGCAGUAUUCCAUUUUUCUCUUCAAAGUGAUCAGUAAACUUGUGAAGCGUGGCUACCAGUCACAUCUCCAGGACUUCCUGCUGCGACUCAACUUCAACGAUUAUUACCGAGACACAUAGCCAUGGACCCUCCACACAGACAAUGUUGAUAUUCAUUAACACUUUAAACAGCCUCAAGUUCUGUGAUAUACAAGUAUAAUAUCUGUUAACUUUUAGACACUUCUUAUUUAUUUAUUAUGUAUAAUUUGAAUAGCAAUAAAAUUUCUAUUCAUUAAAGGAUU